Molecule: messenger RNA, 798 nt
Organism: Peronospora matthiolae
Lineage: Eukaryota; Oomycota; Peronosporomycetes; Peronosporales; Peronosporaceae
Source: the annotation of a GenBank genome assembly
AUGCCGCGACCGAUCCUGAAGACGCUGUCGUCGUACGCAAGCCCUGUGAGAUCUGCCAGUAGCGCAUCCAAAAAAGAGCGGAAGCGUGUACCUGCCCGUCGACCUCUCAACACCAGCCGACAUGUGACAUUUUCGCCAUUCACCAAGUUACGAGGAGGUUCGCCGACCAAGUCCCGCAGGCCAUUACAUACCGAUGGGAAGAAGACGAUGGGUUCAUUGACGUCAGGGUUCACAUUCUCUAGCGCUACCGAGGCCGAGAAAAAGAAACAGUUGAGACGAAAAGAGGAGCUACGGACCAUGCAACUUCUGCAUAGAGCAGCAAUGCGCAGACCCCAUAGUAUCAAGUCACUUUUGCUGAAGAACGUGCCAGGACUCCAGCGAGUGUACACAUCGGUGAAUGGAUGGUUGGACUACGUGAGGGCUGUACGCGAUUCGAUACCAUGGCUUCAACGUUCACGUCCGAAGCGACGACCAAGAAGACUACACCGACGUCCGAGAACUGCGCUAAACGAAGCGGACCACAUGUAUCUUCAGCAGCUCCCGCUACAUUCGACAGUGACGCGCCCUACUCUGCUGCUACCUUUGCCAAUGACGUCCAGGGGUAACGGCUGUGAAGCUCUGUCUAUUUUCUAUAGCUCACGGCAGCCAGAUCUUACGCCAGCUAGUCGGGGAAGUUUUGCAAACCUGCUUCGUCGAAAAGGUAUUCCAGUCGAUGAAGACGAGCGUCAGGCGAAACGUGCCAUUGAUGAGGAUCUGCUUGGCGUAAGGCAUUUAGCAAAGCGUCGUCGUAUUCAUUAG